This is a messenger RNA of Sardina pilchardus (European sardine), 3156 nucleotides long. RefSeq lists its product as uncharacterized. Lineage: Eukaryota; Metazoa; Chordata; Actinopteri; Clupeiformes; Clupeidae. The transcript is spliced from 5 exons. The record is from RefSeq and is a predicted model, not a curated record. The coding region runs from base 90 to 1691 and encodes 533 amino acids.
GCCAGUUGGUUUGCUGGAACAAAGUUGCAAGUUUUACUAAAUUGUUAAAAAGUUUCUUCAACGCUACGAUUUCGUAUGUCUGAGUCACAAUGGGUGGCAAUCAAUGCUGCGUUAUAAGCUGCAAGGCGACAUCCCACGACCACCAGGGCAAGAAACUGGACAACGGGUUAUCUUUCUACCGCUUCCCGGCGUGGAAGCAGACCGGAGGGACCCAACUCUCGGACAUAACAAAGAGGCGUCGGAUGGCGUGGAUAGCUGCGGUGGAACGCUCCGACUUAACUUUCGACAAAAUCCCCGUAUCGAUGAAGGUGUGCUCGCGGCAUUUCGAGUCUGGUCAGCCAGCCAAUGAGAUGCUUGAGGACGACCCCGACUGGACACCACACCUGCACCUGAAGCAGGACGACGAGCCCAGUGACACCACCACCACCACCUCCCCUGGCGAAGAUGGAGACCAGCUACAGGAGCCCGGCCAGGACAAUCAGAACGGCGGCGGGGAGCCGGAGUGGAAGCGGGCGAAGCGGUCCGGUUCUGGGUCCGGGUCGGAGGAGUGCGAGUUCUGCUCGGUGCGGCGGGACCAGAUCAACCGGCUGCUGGCGGAGAACCAGGAGCUGCGCUACGAGCUGGAGCGCCGUCGCUACGACGAGCUCUCCCUGGAGGAGGACGACGAGAAGGUGCGCUACUACACGGGGCUGCAGUGCUUCGCCGUGCUCAUGGGCAUCCUGCAGCACAUCCUGCCCCACCUGCCCGACGACGAGGCCGACCGCCGGCGACGACGCAGCUACUACCACCGCGUCUACGACUCCGCCUCCUCCUCCUCCUCCGAGGACGAGGACCACCGCGCCUCCGCCACGGAUACGACCUCCACGACCCGUCUCUCGCCCUUCCAGAAGCUUCUCCUGACGCUGAUGCGUCUGCGUCUCGACUUGCCCGUGGGCCACCUGUCCUACCUGUUCGGCGUCACCCCGGAGACGGUGGCGCGCACGUUCCGGGCGACGGUGCGGGCGCUUUACGCCCAGCUGGGCCCGCUGGUGGCGCUGCCCGACCGGGGCAGCCUCCUGGCCGGCGUGCCCGUGGAGUGGGCCUCGUCCCUGGGGGCGGGCCGCGCCGCGCUGCUGCUGCUGGACUGCCUGGAGGUGCCCAUCCAGAGGCCCAACAGCGCCACGGGCCGCGAGCAGACCUACUCCAGCCAGCGCCACACCUACACCAUGAAGUACCUGCUCGCCAUCACGCCGCAGGGCGCCAUCGCCUUCAUCUCGCCCGCCGUGGGGGGGCGCGCCAACGACAUGCAGGUGGCGGAGGCCAGCGGGAUCCUGGAGCGGCUGUCGAGCGGCGACUACGUGCUGGCGGAGCGAGGCUUCGAGCUCAAGGAGAACGCGGGCCUCAUGUGCGCGCAGGUGAAGUCCUCCGCCUUCGGGAAGGGCCGGCGCCAGUUCGACGUGAAGAGCGAGGAGGAGACGCGGGCACAGGUGGCACACCUACGAGGGCACCUGCAGCAGGUGGUGGAGGGCAGUCAGGUGCGGCAGCACUUCAUGCUGCUGGAGAAGACGGUGCCCAUGAACAUGCUGCUCCCCACGCCACCAGAGGGCGCUCUCACCGGGCCCAACCAGCCGCCGCUGCUCGACAAGAUCGUCACCGUCUGCUGCGCCCUGCUCAACAUGAGCCCCAACGUCAACGAGCUCUACGACCAGUGAAUGAGGGUGUGUUUGUGUGUGUGUGUGUGUGUGUGUGUGUUGCACCCUGCUCAACAUGAGCCCCAACGUCAACGAGUUCUACGACCAGUGAAUGAGGGUGUGUUUGUGUGUGUUGCACCCUGCUCAACAUGAGCCCCAACGUCAACGAGUUCUACGACCAGUGAAUGAGGGUGUGUUUGUGUGUGUGUGUGUGUGUGUGUGUGUUGCACCCUGCUCAACAUGUGCCCAAACACCAACGAACUUAUCAGAUGAGUGAAAGAGAGGGUGUGUGUGUGUGUGUGUGUGUGUGUGUGUGGUGUAAGCUGCUAAACAUGUGCCUCAACAUCAUCAAAUAACCAGGUGUGUGUGUGUGUCUGUGUGUGUGUGAGAGAGAUGUAAGCUGCUAAACAAGUGCCCUAACUUCAUCAAAUAACCAAGUGUGUGUGUGUGUGUGUGUGUCUGUGUGUGAGAGAGAUGCAAGCUGCUAAACAAGUGCCCUAACUUCAUCAAAUAACCAAGUGUGUGUGUGUGUGUGUGCGUGUGUGCAUGUGUGCGUGUGUGCGUGUGUGUGCGUGUGUGUGUGCAUGUGUGUGUGUGUGCGUGUGUGUGUGUGCAUGUGUGUGUGUGUGUGUGUGCAUGUGUGCGUGUGUGCAUGUGUGUGUGUGUGCGUGUGUGUGUGUGUGUGUGUGUGUGUGUGUGCCAUGUAUGUGAUGUGUAAUAACCGUGACCAACUCAUGAGAUCUGCCUCAGCCCCACAGGUUGUUCUUCGCUGAAGUACAACUCAGAAAAAAGGUGCUCUUUACUUACCGUUUACUCUGUUAAUAUUGUGUAUAUAAAAUUAUUCCUUAUUUUUUACUUUUGUACUUCUUGUUUACUCUAUCCCAUGGACAAUGUUUUUUUUAUUUUGCAUCUUCUCCGAUAGCUUUGAGAGCUGGCCUGUUGUACUGUAGCACUGUACUGUUGUGUGGGGUUUUUUUUUUUCUUUUUCAAACAAACAAGUUUUUUUUCGAGGCGAAAGCAGUUUCAUUUUAGUUGAUAUAAAAGUAUGUCUUCUCAGAGACAGUUCUGUAUGACCAUGGGAAAACAAAUACAUUCUCUCUCUCUCUCUGUAUGUAUAGGUACAGUAUGUAUUGCUAGAGGGAGAUUGUUGAAUGGUUCAUGAGUUAACCUGAGAAUGAAUGUAAUUUUUCUGGGGGAAAAAUAAGUUUACAUGCGUGCUAAGGCCUCUCUGUGGCCCACCGUUAACUGACGUCCAGGGGGGCAAACAGAGCGAUUGGUGUGUGAGAGAGACUCCCUGAGAAUGAGCGCGGCGAAGUCGGAGCAGAUAUUACUUUUGUAAAGUCUUUAUUUAAACGCCAAGAGCUUGGCUGACCUGUACAAAAUAGAUGAUAUUAAAGAAAAACAAGUUGUAUGUGCUGUUCUGCAGAGCUGUCUGUGUCGGCCCACGGCGGGUCUGUCGGAGGGAGGUGUUUGCCACAAGGGUCUA